Hyposmocoma kahamanoa is the source of this 381-nucleotide messenger RNA. RefSeq lists its product as uncharacterized. NCBI's taxonomy places the organism in Eukaryota, Metazoa, Arthropoda, Insecta, Lepidoptera, Cosmopterigidae. The transcript has a single exon. The record is from RefSeq and is a predicted model, not a curated record. Bases 1 to 381 code for a protein of 126 amino acids.
AUGGAUGCUUUAUCUAAAGGUCUAAAUUUUGCACCUACACUGAGGAAAAUAUCUGUGGAAUCAAUGAUUACAAAUGUGGCGGACACUAUUGCGCGCAAUAAAAAAAACUGCCAUGAAGCUGAGUGUUUAAGACAGGACGUUUUACAGGUAUUAAGAAAAUCCAAGCUACCUAAGCCUAACAUAGUCAGGUCCGAGUUGAAUACUCUGGAUGCACUACGAAGGAAUUCUGAUGUACUGGUUCUGCCGGCGCACAAAAGUAAUGCCACAGUCAUCGUUGACACGCGGGAUUAUGAAGAAAAGAUGAAUAACUUGUUGUGUGACAGUGGUACGUAUAAAAGAAGUUACACCUCCAACCAACCAACCAAACAUCAACUUAUGUGA